Ochlerotatus camptorhynchus is the source of this 3675-nucleotide messenger RNA. RefSeq names its product transcription elongation regulator 1. The coding region runs from base 80 to 3361 and encodes 1093 amino acids. The record is from RefSeq and is a predicted model, not a curated record. Gene Ontology annotation, cellular component: nucleus. The transcript has 7 exons. NCBI's taxonomy places the organism in Eukaryota, Metazoa, Arthropoda, Insecta, Diptera, Culicidae. Gene Ontology annotation, molecular function: RNA polymerase binding; transcription coregulator activity.
UGUUAAGAAAAAGCGCAAGCAAAUUGGUUCUUUCGGUGACAUUUUUGCAAUUUAUUCAGCUUUUUCCGGAAAACUCGUGAUGGAAACUAGUGAAAAUGAUUCGGCAAGUGUCGAAACAACCACGCAGCCUACGGGAGAAGUGGACACAGAGCCAGCGGAUGUCGAAAUGGAGGAUAUUGAAGCACCCUCAGUCGUACCCAUAGCAGCGCAGCAGCAGCAACAAGAACAGCCGCAAAGCAGCGAUGUUCCUGAGGUGGAAAAUGAUCCGGUCACACCGGCGGUGCAAGUUGUGGCAGAACCAAAAGAAAAAGUGCCCCUGCUGGCCAAUCCACCAUCCCUGUUGCGGGGUAUGGCUCCAAAUUUCGUUAGAGGCAUUGCUCCUAGUGUUGGCACACCUGGCAGCAUCCCCGGGCUUGUUCCCGGAAAUGCAAUGCAUGCACCUCCUCCAUUGCUUGCCACUCCCCCGGUUCAGACACAGGAACUGUGGGUAGAAACGAAAACCGCCGAAGGAAAGUCAUAUUACUACCAUGCAUUAACGCGUGAGACGACUUGGACUCGUCCGGAAGGACCGAAUAUUAAAGUGCUGUCGCAAGCGGAAGUAGAAGCCAUGAACAAACCACAAACGCCUCAACCCAAACCGUUACUUGAGCUCAAACUAGAGCAGCCGAUUCCAAGUUUGAUGGGUGUUUCAGUGGGAAAUAUCGUGCCUACUACCGCUAUUCCGACAGCUGUUACAGCGGCUUCAGUUCAUCGUUUUUCCGGGCCACCGCCAGCGUUUAUGGGGGGAAUGCCACCGUUUGGAAUGCCUCCACCUUCUUUUCCCAAUUUUCCACCUUGGAAUCAAGCAGCUGCUGUUGCAGCUGCCGCCGCAGGUGGAGGCCCGGGCCAAUGGCCACCGGGUAUGUCUCCGUUAAUGGAUCCGGCAAAGGCCAUUGCUGAGAUUAAGACGAACGAAAUCGAUCCUACUAUCGCGGCUAAAGCCAUAGCGUGGACAGAGCAUAAGGCUCCCGAUGGUAGACCGUAUUAUUAUAAUGCGUCCAAGGGCGAGAGCGUCUGGGAGAAACCGCAGGCAAUCAAAGAUAUGGAAAUGGCAAAAUUGGCACUGUACAACGCUCGACAGAAACCGAAAGCAAUUCCUCCUUUCAUCGCACCACCGAUUCCACCGCAGAUGCCUAUUAUACCACCACUCCAGAGCAGUCUAGUGCAGGGAGCCGGAAUGCCCGGUCAGAUUGGCGGAGGCGUAAAGAUUCAACAAUUCCCAACUCAACUAACUCAGGUGUCCACACCUGGCGGUGCUCCGAUCCGGCUGCAUCAAAUCAGUGGGGCCCCGGGAAUGGUCUUCGACCAGAUUAAUUUUAUGGCAAACAAUAAGAAUGAAAAGCAAGAGGAAGAGAAGAAGAAAAAAGCCGAAGCCGAGAAAAAGAAGAAAGAAGAAGAAGAGAAAGCUAAAGCGGCUAAGCCGCUGGACAAAAGUCGCCCGAUAUCAAGCACUCCCAUCAGUGGAACACCGUGGUGUGUCGUUUGGACAGGGGAUGGUCGGGUGUUCUUCUACAAUCCAUCAUCGCGGACAUCGGUCUGGGAGCGUCCGGAAGAUCUGAAGGAGCGAGCCGAUGUCGACAAGGCCAUUUCCGUACCACCGCAGCAACUGUUGGGAACUCUUCCAAAAGAAACCGAGGUGAUAAAACCUGCGAUUUUGGAACCUGCUGAAAAACAGUCGGACUCGGAAUCAAGUACCGAAGAAAGUGAAGAGGUUCCCAGCAAAAAGUUUAAAACCGAUGUUGAAGCGGCCAUCAAGACGUCGCAAUCGGCUGCUGCGGCCGCCAGUAUCAAGGGAACCACCGAUCCUGAGAAAGAGGCACUUGCCAUGGAAGCCGAAGUUCGAGCAUCCAGGGAGCGCGCUCUGGUGCCGUUGGAUGUGCGGAUGAAAUCGUUCAAGGAAAUGCUGAAGGAGAAGGAAGUUUCGGCAUUCAGUACCUGGGAGAAGGAACUGCAUAAGAUCGUGUUCGAUCCGCGGUAUCUACUUCUAACGUCCAAGGAAAGGAAGCAGGUGUUCGAGAAGUACGUCAAGGACCGGGCCGAGGAAGAGCGCAAGGAGAAGAAGAACAAGAUGAAACAAAAGCGAGAGGAGUUUCGGUCUCUGCUGGAAGCGGCCCACUUACAUGCCAAAUCAUCAUUCAGUGAAUUUGCUCAGAAAUACGGCAAGGACGAUCGCUUCAAAGUGAUCGAGAAGAUACGGGAACGUGAAAGCCUCUUCAACGAGUUUAUCGUUGAAGUUCGCAAACGGGAGAAGGAGGAUAAGCAGAAUAGAAAGGAACAGAUUCGAAAGGACUUUCUGGUGAUGCUUCGUGAGCACAGUGAAAUCACUCGGCAUUCCCGGUUCCACGAUGUUCGUAAACGGCUCGAAUCGGAUAGUCGCUAUCGUGCCAUCUCGGAUUCGCUCUUACGCGAAGAUCUUUUCGAAGAGCAUAUAAAAUAUUUGAAGGACGAAAAGAAGCGUGCCAAGGAGAAGGAACGCAAGCGACGCGAUCGACGGUCCAGCGAUCGUCGUGGUUCGUCCCGGGAUCGGACCGAAUCGAAGGAACGUGAUCAGGAGGACGGCGAGCACCCACAUACAUCGGACGACGAAGCGGAACGGCAGCAGAAGGAGCGCGAGAGAAGACUCCGCGCCGAGGCAAGUAUUAAAGAGCGUGAAAAAGAAGUCCAGCGUACGCUGGCUACCCAUCUUAGGGAUAGGGACAAGGGACGUCAACAGCAUCAACGGGACGAGGCUAUUCGUCACUUCAACGCCCUGUUGGCGGAUCUCGUUCGGAAUGCGGAUCUUACCUGGAAGGAAGUGAAAAAGCAGCUCAAAAAGGAUCAUCGCUGGGAACUGGUCGAACUUCUGGAUCGUGAGGAUCGCGAAGGUCUCUUCAAUCAACACAUCAACAAUCUGGCAAUGAGAAAGCGUGACAAAUUCCGCGAGAUGUUGGACGAAAUUUCAUCGCUGGAGCUGACCAGCCAAUGGAAGGAGAUCAAAAAAACGAUCCGCGAGGAUCCUCGCUAUCUGAAGUACAAUAGCAGCGAACGGUGCGAGCGGGAGUUCCGUGAGUACGUCAAGGACAAGACGAUGAACGCAAAGCUGUCGUUCCGUGAGCUGCUCAAAGAGUGCAAAUUUAUCACCCACAAAAGCUGGGACACGUAUCGGGAAAACGGGAACCAUUUGCGUGAAAUCGAGGACAUUUUGCGUAACGAUAAGCGCUAUCUGGUGUUGAACCACAUGCAUGCCGAUCGGACGCAGAUGAUUGUGGGGCAUUUGGAGGAUUUGCACAAGAAAGGACCACCGCCACCGCCGACGGCCAGCGAAUCUUCCCGGAGGAAGUAAAUGCAAGUAAGUGUGUGGUUUAUAUAUAAUAUUCUGUUUUCUAAACUAAAUGACUUGAAACUUAAACUAAAUUAAUGCUAACCGAAAACCGCGUACAUGCGGCUGGAGGUUUGCAAUUAGAUGGUAGGGCUAUUUUAUUCUUCUUUACUUAGCUUACUAAGCACACUAUCAUAUAUGAUUAAAGAAGGCGGUAAAUCGAAAUUGGACCUGACGCAGGUUGUUAACGCGUUUAGACGUAGAUAUGUUCAGCCAGGAAAAGAAAUGCGAAUAAACAAGCUUGUCGAAUUUUAGGCACAAGCGAUCCGUAGCAAAAA